This is a messenger RNA of Lagopus muta (rock ptarmigan), 2373 nucleotides long. RefSeq names its product aldehyde dehydrogenase 9 family member A1 (gene ALDH9A1). The transcript is spliced from 11 exons. Bases 53 to 1597 code for a protein of 514 amino acids. NCBI's taxonomy places the organism in Eukaryota, Metazoa, Chordata, Aves, Galliformes, Phasianidae. Gene Ontology annotation, molecular function: aminobutyraldehyde dehydrogenase (NAD+) activity; 4-trimethylammoniobutyraldehyde dehydrogenase (NAD+) activity. The record is from RefSeq and is a predicted model, not a curated record.
CACUUGCCGUCGUGGAGCCCCCUGUCGGCGUGGCGGUGCGCGCUGCCGUCCCAUGGUGCUGGCGUUCCUCCUGCCCCGGCUCUGCCGCCUGCAGCCCCGCCUCGCCAUGAGCACCGGCACCGGCACCUUCUCUCUGCAGCAGCCCCUCAACUACCGGGCGGGCGGCCGCGUGGAACCCGUUGACGGCCGGCAGACCGAGGAUGUGUACGAGCCGGCCACGGGUCGAGUGAUAACCAAGCUGCUGUGCUCCGGGGAGAAGGAGGUGGACCUGGCCGUGCAGAGCGCCAAGAGUGCCUUCCAGACAUGGAGCCGCAUGUCGGGCAUGGAGCGCUGCCGCGUGCUGCUGGAGGCUGCCAGACUCAUCCGGGAAAGGAGAGAUGAAAUUGCCACCUUGGAAACCAUCAACAAUGGGAAAUCCAUCUUUGAAGCCAGAGUGGAUAUUGACAUAUCCUGGCAGUGCCUGGAGUAUUACGCAGGGCUGGCAGGAUCUCUGGCCGGUGAACACAUCCAGCUUCCUGGGGGAUCCUUUGGGUACACUCGCAGGGAGCCCCUGGGUGUGUGUGUAGGGAUUGGAGCCUGGAAUUACCCCUUCCAGAUUGCCUGCUGGAAGUCUGCCCCAGCCCUGGCAUGCGGCAACGCUAUGGUCUUCAAGCCCUCUCCUUUUACCCCCAUUUCUGUGGUGAAGUUGGCAGAGAUCUUCACAGAGGCUGGUGCUCCUAAGGGGCUCUUCAAUGUGGUGCAGGGUGGAGUGGCCACAGGACAGUUCCUCUGCCACCACCCAGAUGUGGCCAAAAUCUCUUUCACUGGCAGCGUGCCCACUGGUGUCAAGAUCAUGGAGAUGGCAGCUAAAGGGAUCAAACCAGUGACCUUGGAGCUGGGGGGCAAAUCCCCCCUUAUCAUCUUUUCAGACUGCUCCCUGGAGAAUGCCGUGAAUGGAGCCCUCAUGGCCAACUUCCUCACACAGGGAGAGGUGUGCUGCAAUGGCACGCGGGUGUUUGUGGAGAGGAAAAUACUGGACACCUUCACAAAGGAGGUGGUGAAACGCACCCAGAAAAUCAAAGUUGGAGACCCACUUCAGGAAGACACACGGAUGGGAGCCCUCAUCAACCGGCCCCACCUGGAACGUGUCCAGCGCUUUAUAAAGCAGGCAAAGGAGCAGGGUGCUCAGGUGUUGUGCGGGGGAGACCUGUAUGUACCAGAUGACCCGAAGCUGAAGAAUGGCUUCUACAUGCAACCAUGCGUGUUAGGGAACUGCAGAGACGACAUGACGUGUGUGCAGGAAGAGAUCUUUGGGCCUGUCAUGUCCAUUCUGCCAUUUGAUACAGAGGAGGAGGUCGUGGAGAGAGCCAACAACACCAAAUUUGGCCUGGCAGGCGGUGUCUUCACCAGGGAUAUCCAGAAGGCUCACAGGGUCGUGGCUGCUCUCAAGGCUGGGAUGUGCUUCAUUAACAACUACAACAUCAGCCCUGUGGAGCUGCCUUUCGGGGGAUACAAGUCAUCAGGAUUUGGCAGAGAGAAUGGGCGGGCAGCCAUCGAGUAUUACUCGCAGCUGAAGACUGUCUGCGUGGAGAUGGGUGACGUGGAAUCCGUGUUUUAGUGGCUCUGAGGCCAUCUGAGGAGAAAUGUGGAUCAUUUACACAGCAGUAAAGUGCCCUAAAAUUGUAAGUGCCUGGGAGUGGGGCAGAAUGAGAGCAGCUCUUAGCCAUCCUGCUUCUGCAAGGGCAGUGUACACACACAGCUCGGUCUGUGGGCCUCCUCUGUGCUCUCUAGUGGAAGAUGGGGACUUCAGACCAGGAGACAGUGACCUGGCUUUCAGCAGCAGCACCUGCAGCUACCAGAGGCUUGGUAGUGGCAGAGGCCCAGCCCAGGCUGCUUCACCCAGUGCACCUUGAAUGCUGUUGUCCUUCACCCUUAGUUAAUUCCAGUUCUGGCUUCUUAGCAAGUGUGACCCUGCUCAGUACGCGUAAAAGCUCUCAGGCACGUUAACAUCCAGUAGCUCUUGGCUCUGUCUCUUCUCUGACUGUGUAAAAGCCGUCAGGUUAGGAUUUGUUUCUCUAGCACACUUGUGAACAUAAGUUCUGUGUCUUAUGUGUGCCUCACAACACUGUGGGGAUGGUGAGCUGAUGCUGCUUCAACAGGCACUGCUGCAGAUAGCCUCCACACACAGUGCACAGCGUAACAAGAACGAUAGUGAGCUCUAACAUGAGACAGAUUGCUGCCUGUCUUAAUCAAAAGCUGUUUGAUUUCCUUUCUCUGGGCCUUCCUUUAUAAACAUGGUAAUUCUGUGAUGACAAAAUAGCAAAUUUAAAUGUUUGCUCACAUCUUUUCUUUUGUAGCAAUCAAAUAAAUACUAACUCUGUUUGGAAAAUCUUA